Molecule: messenger RNA, 1656 nt
Organism: Knipowitschia caucasica
Lineage: Eukaryota; Metazoa; Chordata; Actinopteri; Gobiiformes; Gobiidae
Source: the annotation of a GenBank genome assembly
AUGGAGGAAUCUACCAACCCUAAAGAAGAUUACAUGAUCAACAGUGAACCAUGGCUACAACAAACGGAUCAAACGCUCAGAAGAAAAAUCAAAUAUUAUUUUAUGAACCCAUGUGAAAAGUUUUAUGCACGCGGACGGAAACCCUGGAAACUCUGUUUACAGCUUGUCAAAAUUGUCAUAAUUACAAUUCAGUUGGUCUCAUUUGGACUCAGUAACCAGAUGGUCGUCACAUUCAAAGAAGAAAAUUUACAGACAUUUAAGCACCUGUUUCUUAAGGAUUAUGUUGAUGGAAGUAUGGACACAUAUGCAGUUUACAGACAAGCAGAUACAUAUGAACACAUUAACUAUGUUAUCGAGCAGUACAGACUAUUGCAUAAUACAACAGCCGGAAAUCACGAGUAUGAGAAGAAUGGCACUCAAUACACUCCACUGGAAAUAUGUCAAGUUUAUUACAGGAACGGUACAAUAUACCCAGGGAACGAGACAAUUGAAAUUGACGUACAUGUAGAAAAUGACUGCCAUAUUUUUUAUCCAACGUACCCAAAGUUGUAUGAAAGUCUCCCUGAUUUUGAAAUAUAUUUUAAAAGGAUGCUCUCAGUCAACAUUAAAUUUGUCCUUAAGGCUAUCAAUUUGCAGACAGUGCGACACAGGGAGUUACCAGACUGCUAUGACUUCAGUGUUUUGAUUACAUUUGACAACCGAGCUCACAGUGGGAGAAUAAAGAUCGACCUCGAUACAGAUGUGGAUAUCAAAGAAUGCAGAGAUUGGGAAGUAACCGGAGCUGCGGCCAGAAACAUGACCCUGACAGUGCUUUUCGACUGCCUCAUUAUUAUUACAUGCAUCACUUCCUUCAGCCUUUGUCUACGCUCUGUCCUCAAUGGGAUUAAUCUACAAAAGGAAUACAAUCAAUACAGCAUAAUGUACACCCAGAAAGAGCCGCCCUGGUCUGACAAGAUGGAGUUUGUGAAUGGGUGGUAUAUUCUCAUCAUUGUCAGUGACAUGUUGUGCAUCAUUGGCUCCAUCCUCAAAAUUGAGAUACAGACUAAAAUUCUUACCAGCUAUGACAUAUGCAGCAUCUUUCUCGGGACUGGAACCAUGUUUGUCUGGAUCGGAGUUGUCCGUUACCUGGGAUACUUCAGGAAGUAUAAUAUUCUGAUCUUGACCCUCCGGGCCGCCUUUCCUAACGUAAUCCGCUUCAUCGGCUGCGCCGGCAUAAUCUACAUCAGCUACUGUUUUUGUGGUUGGAUCGUCCUGGGCCCUUAUCAUGAAAAGUUCCGUACGCUGAACACGGUGUCAGAGUGUCUGUUCUCUCUGAUCAAUGGAGACGACAUGUUCCCCACCUUCAAAGACAUGGGGCAGAAGAGCAGCCUGGUGUGGGUCUUCAGCAGAGUCUAUCUCUACACAUUUGUAUCACUCUUCAUCUACAUGGUGCUCAGCCUCUUCAUCACCAUCAUCACCGACACCUACGACACCAUCAAGCAACAGCAAAAUGGAAUUCCAACGUCUGACCUGCAAAAGUUUUUGUCAGAAUGCAAUGAUUUACCAAACUCGGGUUUAUACAGACUGGAAGAGGACAGAAGGUGCUUUGUGGACUGCUGCGCUGAUCCCAGACUCUGGUUCAGAAAUCCACAAGAGCCAUCGGUGUCAGAUGCCUGA